Messenger RNA from Linum trigynum, 318 nucleotides. NCBI's taxonomy places the organism in Eukaryota, Viridiplantae, Streptophyta, Magnoliopsida, Malpighiales, Linaceae. The record is from the annotation of a GenBank genome assembly.
AUGAGAGGAAUCUCGAGAAGCAGAUCGGCUUUUCCUUGGCGUUUCCUCUUCUUUUUCACUGCCGCCUCUCUCCAGUUUCUCGCUGGCUUAUGUGACGACCCAUCUAGCACAAAAGACAAUGCAAAGAAAGCUGAUUCUGGUGUCGAUACUCGCCGUAAGAUUCUUUUCAUUUUCCUAGGGAUGGUAGCAACUGGGUUGCUUUCAUUUGGCCUUUUCAAGUUCUGGCAAAAGAAGAAAAGAGAAGAGCAGUAUGCCCGUCUGCUAAAGUUGUUUGAAGAGGACGAUGAGCUGGAGGUUGAACUUGGCCUCAGAGAUUGA